AUGUCGAAAAACAGAGCUGGCGGCCUCUAUGGAGGCAUUCAGUUUUCUUCUGGCACAACAUACCAAUCCUCUGUUUCUCAAUCUGUUCAAGAUCCUGACCCACCCAAGUCUGAAGUCACACAAGCAGACCCCAAACCCGUCGCCCAACCUGCAACUUCGUCGGCAACAACGACGACCGCUGCGACUACUGCUUCAAGUUCGAGCUCAACCGCAACGACAAAGUCCACAGCUGCUAACAAGGCUAAACCGACUGCACCACGAAUCCCGAUUGGCGCGUCGGUGUUGACCUCCACCACGCUGUCCACCGCUGGUACCACCACCGCUACCACCCCGGGGUUGUCGUCCACCGCGGUCAUUUUUGCACCACCACAGUUGAAGACCCCUGAAGCCACCGGCGACACAUCUUCAACUGUAACUGGGGCUGCAACUACCACAACUGGGGCACACACUCAGAAUGCACAAGGAUGGGGAAAGAAAGUCAAGCCGCCAUCCAUGGUGCUUGACGAAGACGUAAAUGGAUUCAAAUCACACAAGCGGAAAGUCGGGAAGGGCAAAGGAAAGAAGAAUAAGCAUGUACAACCCGUGAACACCUGGGACCCGAUGGACCAAUACGACCCUCUGAGACCCAAUGACUACAACGAGUACAAACUCUGGAAGACCAGGGAAAGAAUUGAACGACGGGAGCGCUUGGCUGCAGAGCGCCGAUAUCAAUCGUCCAAGGAUUAUGGUCGUAGCAGGAGCUACUCCGAUUCAGAUUAUACCGGCUCCGACGACGAUGACAGACCGCGCAAGACAGGGCGCUACGAAGGAGAAAGCUUCGAUCGUUGGAACCGAACAGACGAGGAAAGGUCGAAUGUUCCGCGCGACCCGUCGCCAACUCCUGUGGUCAUGGACAAGAACCUCUCAGGGGAAGACGCUUACCUCCGUCGUCUAGCCAUGUCGCAAGGACGCAGCUAUCCGCCACUCGUCGAACCCGAUGCCGUGGAAGGAUCCUCUGCAGUGCCGACCCCGACCCCGCCGCCUGCUGCCCCUCCUCGAGAGCAGACAGGUGAUGAAGCCUACCUUCGACGCCUCGCCAUGUCGACGCGACCCGCGGCGCCUCCACCGCCAAUGAGGACUGCUUCCCCGCCACCUCUGGCUUACAAUCCAUUUGCUCCACCCACUGUGCCACCUCCACCGGCUGUCGUGGCUCCUCCAGUUGGCACUGCACCUUCACUUGAGAACAAGGCGGAAGAGAUGAAGAAGCAGGCCGCAGCCAUCGCUGCCAGGCUGAGUGCGAUGGCAAGCGCGGGAGCUGCAACUUCGGCCUCACCCACCCCACCGGUACAGACCCCAGAAGAGGAUGCAGUAGACAAGAGGCCGGGACAACCCGGAUUCGGCGCCCGUCUUCUUGCGAAGUACGGUCACAAAGAAGGCCAGGGAUUGGGUGCGGACGGGUCAGGCAUUGUCAAUCCUCUUACCUUGGAACAAGUAGCCUCUGGCGGCAAAGGAAAAGGAAAAGGACCACCAGGUCCGAAGAUUGGAAAGAUCAUCAACAACAAUGAAGAUCGGCGUGCGAAAGAAGACCUUGUACGGUUCGGAGAACCCAGUCGAAUUCUGGUUCUGACCAACAUCGUCGAUCCCAACGAUGCUGAUGACGAGGAUCUUCGUCAAGAUAUUGGCGAAGAAUGUUCGAAGAAUGGGACAGUUGAGAGAGUUCUUGUCCAUGUUGUUGACCCACUGCCACCCAACUUUGCUGAGGCGGUACGGGUUUUCGUCGUCUUUGCCGGACCAGCUGGGGCGUGGAAGAGUGUCCGGGAACUCGAUGGAAGAUACUUUGGAGGGAGAUCUAUCCGAGCUAGAUAUUAUCCUGAAGCCAAAUUCCGUCAGGGAGACUUUUCCGUCCCUCUGUAA
Molecule: messenger RNA, 1893 nt
Organism: Coprinopsis cinerea okayama7#130
Lineage: Eukaryota; Fungi; Basidiomycota; Agaricomycetes; Agaricales; Psathyrellaceae
Product: DRT111
Exons: 6
Coding region: 1-1893 (630 amino acids)
Biological process (GO): mRNA cis splicing, via spliceosome
Cellular component (GO): precatalytic spliceosome
Molecular function (GO): RNA binding
Source: RefSeq, a predicted model, not a curated record